Messenger RNA from Girardinichthys multiradiatus, 4120 nucleotides. RefSeq names its product AP-2 complex subunit alpha-2-like. Gene Ontology annotation, biological process: clathrin-dependent endocytosis; intracellular protein transport. Lineage: Eukaryota; Metazoa; Chordata; Actinopteri; Cyprinodontiformes; Goodeidae. Bases 188 to 2965 code for a protein of 925 amino acids. The record is from RefSeq and is a predicted model, not a curated record. Gene Ontology annotation, cellular component: AP-2 adaptor complex; membrane coat. The transcript has 22 exons. Gene Ontology annotation, molecular function: clathrin-cargo adaptor activity.
UGAGCCUUGCUGCUGCGGGGUGUAGCCUGCGCUAAAUGGAACGCAGCCGCAGUCAGUCUGGUUCCUGUAUUUCAGCGCUUGCACUGCUAACUGUGUGGCAAAACAACUUUAUCACAACGUUGCUCCAUAUAACUGAGGUGUCCAUAUUACUCACAGAGACAGUUCGCAUUAAAACGGAGUGAGCAAAAUGCCCGCGGUGUCUAAAGGCGAUGGAAUGCGUGGUUUGGCUGUAUUCAUCUCAGACAUCAGGAACUGUAAAAGUAAGGAGGCGGAAGUGAAGAGGAUAAACAAAGAGCUAGCCAACAUCCGUUCCAAGUUUAAAGGAGACAAGGCUUUGGAUGGCUACAGUAAAAAGAAAUAUGUAUGCAAGCUGCUCUUCAUCUUCCUUCUGGGCCAUGAUAUCGAUUUUGGGCACAUGGAGGCUGUCAACCUGCUUAGCUCUAAUAAAUACACCGAAAAGCAAAUUGGUUACUUGUUCAUCUCAGUGCUGGUAAACUCUAACAGUGACCUCAUCCGUCUGAUUAACAACGCCAUUAAGAAUGACCUCGCCAGUCGCAAUCCAACGUUCAUGAACCUGGCCCUGCACUGCAUCGCUAACGUGGGGAGCAGAGAGAUGGCUGAGGCUUUUGUUUCUGAAAUUCCCAGAAUCUUGGUGGCAGGGGACACCAUGGACGGCGUGAAGCAGAGUGCUGCAUUGUGUCUGCUACGGCUCAACAGGACCUCUCCAGACUUGGUGCCUCUGGGUGAAUGGACAGCACGAGUGGUCCAUCUGCUUAAUGAUCAGCACCUGGGAGUAGUCACAGCAGCCACCAGCCUCAUCACCACUCUCGCCCAGAAGAGUCCUGACGACUUUAAAACCUCCGUCUCUCUGGCUGUGGCCAGGCUCAGUAGGAUUGUGACCUCUGCAUCCAUUGACCUGCAGGACUAUACAUACUACUUUGUUGCUGCGCCAUGGUUGUCGGUCAAAUUGCUACGCCUCCUGCAGAGCUACCCUCCACCUGAGGAUGCAUCGCUGCGGAGUCGUCUGACCGAGUGUCUGGAAACCAUCCUUAAUAAAGCACAGGAGCCACCUAAGUCCAAGAAGGUGCAGCACUCCAAUGCAAAGAAUGCUGUUCUGUUUGAAACCAUCACCCUCAUCAUCCACCAUGACAGUGAACCCAACCUGUUGGUACGGGCCUGCAACCAGCUCGGCCAGUUUCUGCAGCACAGGGAAACAAACCUCCGUUAUCUGGCUUUGGAGAGCAUGUGCACGCUGGCCAGCUCUGAGUUCUCCCACGAGGCCGUAAAGACGCACAUAGAAACAGUCAUCAAUGCCUUAAAGACUGAGAGAGAUGUGAGUGUUCGCCAGCGGGCUGUCGACCUGCUCUACGCCAUGUGUGACCGCAGCAACUCCAAGCAGAUUGUAGCAGAGAUGCUGGGCUACUUGGAGAGAGCAGAUUACUCCAUCAGGGAGGAGAUUGUGCUGAAGGUUGCGAUCCUGGCAGAGAAAUAUGCGGUGGACUACACCUGGUAUGUGGACACCAUUCUGAACCUAAUCCGCAUUGCUGGUGACUACGUGAGUGAAGAGGUGUGGUAUCGCGUCAUCCAGAUCGUCAUAAACCGGGAUGACGUCCAAGGCUAUGCUGCCAAGACCGUUUUUGAGGCCCUCCAGGCUCCGGCCUGCCAUGAGAAUCUGGUGAAGGUGGGAGGUUACAUUCUCGGAGAGUUUGGAAACCUGAUUGCUGGUGACCCACGGUCCAGCCCUAUGGUCCAGUUCAAUCUUCUUCACUCCAAAUUCCACUUGUGCUCGGUACCAACUCGGGCCCUGCUGCUCUCGGCUUACAUCAAGUUCAUCAACCUGUUCCCAGAGGUUAAAGGCACAAUCCAAGACGUCCUCCGCUCGGACAGCCAGCUUCGCAACGCUGACGUGGAACUUCAGCAGAGAGCUGUCGAGUACCUGAGGCUCAGCUGCAUCGCCAGCACUGACAUACUGGCCACAGUUUUAGAAGAAAUGCCUCCAUUCCCAGAAAGAGAGUCGUCCAUUCUGGCCAAGCUGAAGAAGAAGAAGGGCUCCAGCAAACUGCCUGACAUGGACGAUUCCCGACGGACUUUCAACGGCAGCACCGAACACACUGAGGACAUCGAAGUCACAAACAAGGGUCCCAGCCACACCUUCACAGACACGCUGAAUCUAAACACAACCCCUUCAGGAGCCAGUCUACUGGUGGACGUCUUUUCUGACAUCUCCAAUCCUGCGCCUACAGAGGGGUCAGACGAACAUUUUCCCAGGUUUGUGUGUAAAAACAACGGCGUUAUCUAUGAGAACCAGCUUUUACAGAUUGGACUGAAGUCUGAGUACCGCCAGAACCUCGGUCGCAUUUUUUUGUUCUAUGGCAACAAGACAUCCACACAGUUCCUAAGCUUCUCCACAUCAGUGGCCAGUCAUGACAUCAUCAACACUCAGCUGAAUGUCCAGGUUAAGCCUGUGGACCCGCUCAUUGAGGCUGGAGCUCAGGUCCAACAGAUUCUGAACAUUGAGUGUGUGUCAGAUUUCUCAGAUGCUCCUGUACUGAACAUACAAUUCAAAUAUGGUGGAACUUUGCAGAACAUCGCGGUCAAACUUCCUGUGAUGCUAAAUAAGUUUUUCCAGCCCACGGAGAUGACAUCCCAAGACUUUUUCCAACGCUGGAAACAGCUGGGAGCCCCUCAACAAGAGGUGCAAAAAAUCUUCAAGGCCAAAAACCAGAUGGACAGAGACGUUACCAAGGCCAAGCUGUUAGGUUUUGGUGUAGCCCUGUUGGACAGCGUGGAUCCCAAUCCUGCGAACUUUGUUGGAGCUGGAAUCAUCCACACUAAGACCACUCAGGUGGGCUGCCUCCUCAGGCUGGAGCCCAAUGCACAAGCACAGAUGUACCGCCUUACCCUCCGGACCAGUAAGGAGUCCGUAUCUCAGAGGCUGUGUGAGCUGCUCUCAGAACAGUUUUAGACUUAGCACAGCACCUGGCUUUUUUACAGUUUCUUACUUCAGAUCAGAAAUGAUAAAUUGUACAGUGUACAUUUUUGUUUUAUUUACUGGCUUUAUAUCUAACUGACCUGAAAAGUAUUUUUUGCACAUAGCUCUAGUUAUGUAUUACUGCUUAAAAGCUGCCUCGUGUAUGUGUCCUCACACUGUGAGCACCUUAGCUGAAUGCUGCAGACAGUGUGAGAUGCUCAGAAUGCUCAUCUGGGUCUUUCUGCAGCUCCAACACUCAUCAUUUGUUUUUUGCUGCUUAGGUACUGCCUUCAGCACUGAGGAGACUGAGUUACUGGCACUUGAGAGUCUUGUUUGUUUGGUAGUGUUUCACACGGCUGUUACACAAUCAUUCUGCACUUGUUGGCUUUAAAAAUAAAUUACACAAGUAGCUCAUAGACAAUAUUAUAUUGGAGGUCAGCAUUCCAACAGUUUAAUACAUGAUGUCUCAGGAGGAAGACUUGCUCUUUGCUAUUUAUAGAACAUAUUUUGUAUGCAUCAAUUUUGUUUCCACUUUGGGAAUUUUUGGUCACCUGGAGUUGUUUCUAUAUAGCAUUACAUAAAGAUUGUGAGGGGAAAGGCCGUGUUUUCAUCAAAAUAGAAAACUCCCAUGUAACGUUUGCAAACGUCUUUACAGAAAAUAUGAUAAAGGCCUAUUUUUUAAAAGGGAUUUUAAGAUUUUGUUUUUAAGAUGGGUUCUGUUGAGACAUUAUGAGCAGUCAGUGUUUUACCUGCAUUAGAUCACUGUUAACGUUCUUAUUGUGCAUAAAUACUGACAUGUUUUUAACAGAGGCAAGCAAAGCUACUACUGUUUGUUUUCUUUGCCAGUGGUAUGAGCAUUUUACCUCUAGACACUAUAUACACACACACAGCAGCUGCUGAUCAAAUGUUGCUGCAUUGACCCAAUAACAUAAUUUCAUGCUAUGCUAUGCAGACUGGUGCCUGAAUCCAUGUUAAAUUCCUGAAGCGUCUCAGCAUGAUGGCAGCUCUUGGUCUCUAAUUAUUUUAGCUAAAAACUAUCUUUAAUCUUUUAAUGUGCCGUCAAUGUUGCAUUUUAUUUAUGUUUUCCAUAUUUAAAGUACACCAUCCUGACGCAAUAAAACAUUGAAUUCUAUACUCUUCAUCCUAAUA